This is a messenger RNA of Aedes aegypti (yellow fever mosquito), 988 nucleotides long. RefSeq lists its product as uncharacterized. The record is from RefSeq and is a predicted model, not a curated record. Lineage: Eukaryota; Metazoa; Arthropoda; Insecta; Diptera; Culicidae. The transcript has 4 exons. Bases 173 to 823 code for a protein of 216 amino acids.
UGCUAAUAUGGUUUAUUACAACGAGGAAGUUAAAGUUUUUGUGUUCCCCUAAUUGAUUUCUCCUUGAUUUCGCAAUUUGUCAAUAACAGGUACGCGUUGUUCGAAAAGUGAAUUUAAAUGACAAUGCCUAAUCGAUGGGGCUUAGUAGCUCGUGGAAUUUAGAUCAGUGAACAUGAGGCUUUGGGGGUGUACUGCCAUGCUUGUGUUCUCCAUUGUUUUGUUGCUUUGGACUGAAUCAGCGUUGGGACAGACAACAGAACCAGAAUACGAAUAUGAGUACUACUACGAUGACGAAACCACUACGUUAUCUAGCGAGGCAGCCACGUCGACAACAACAACUACAACCACGACUACGAGAACAACUACAAAAAGGCCAUCAACUACAAAACGUAAUGGAAAUAUCGUUUUCACUACAAAGAGGCGCAACAUGGCUCAAAAAUAUCAAUAUGUACGACCAGAUGUGAUUGUAAACAUAAUUUCGGACAUGUAUGGCUUAAGAGGUAUGCGGAUAAAUGGACAGCCAUUAGGAUACGGUCAACGUUAUAUGGGAAGUUCUGGAUAUAGAGGGUACACAAGUCGAUAUUCUUCUCGAUACGGAAGGCCCAUUGAUUAUUGGUACACUAUGCGCUCAGACCCUUACGGCUCUGCUCAACGGAGAAAACCUUCAAUGAUAGAUUACAACGACGACUUUAACUCGGAUUAUAAUGAUUACUAUUACGAUCUCUACUCUAAGCCAAAAAAUCGAGCCGAAACUCAGCGUAAAGGAUCAAACCGCGCUAUCUUCAAUUUCAUGUUGAGCGCACUGAAUAAACGGAGGAAUUAACAAUGGUAGUUAUUUGCAUGAAAAUCAGCAUAAGUUAUAAAAAAAAAAUAAUAUUGUGAAGUCCAAUUAUGUUUAAAUGUAAUAAGAAUAAUGUAAGGAAAGACGAGAAGAUACGGUAUAAACAUACAAAAGACUUUUGAUUAUUUGGACGGUCUAGAGAAGAAU